GGAGAGAGAGAGGAAGGGAGAGAGAAAGAGGGAGAGAGAGACCGUGCUUACUUUGUACGGGAGCCGCCAGACAGUUUGCAGAUGCAGACAGAUGUGCCCGAAGACAGACUCAGCAAUGAGGAGAAGGCGACCACGUGUGACAGUAUGACUCUGUCCAGCACACCGACAGUUCGCAGAGGAAGCACUCCUCUGCCAAUUAAGCACCAGCUCAGACGAGAAGAAGCUGUGCAUGAUGACGGCGACUGGACAUCAAGUGCUGCUGGGUCCUCUGCAUCACCGAUCCGCUUCAGUCCAGCCUUGGACGACACUCCAACCGUGGCGGUGGAGGGCAGACCUGAUGGGCCUCUAAGGAUCGCCCUGCUGGGGCAGAACGGCGUGGGGAAGUCUUCUCUGGCCCUCGCCCUCGCCGGCGACAUGGACAGGACGGCAUCUGUGGAUUCUGAUGGGGAGGGAUACAUGCGCACAGUCACAGUGGAUGAUGAGGAGAGCAGCAUCAUUAUCUUUGACAACUGGAGACAGGACCUGUCGGCGCUGCAGUGUGAGGUGUGUGUCCUGGUGUUUUCGGUGACUGACAGGCGCAGCUUCCACCGCACCGCCCAACUCCGACUUCUUUUGAGAGAGACUCAGCCCCAAACUCCCAUCAUCCUCGUUGGUAAUAAGAGUGACCUCGUACGCACACGUGAGGUCGCCUCUCAAGAGGCCAUUUCCAGCGCCACCCUCUUCAACUGCCUCUUCUUGGAGAUCUCCGCCUCUCUGGACCACCGCACCCUAGAGCUCCUGGAGUGUGCGGUGCGGCUAGCCAGGGGCCAAUCCCCAUGGCCCCCGGGGAUGACCGCGGAGGACUUGAGCGGAGGAGGCCAACGCGAGAGCAUCACCUCCCGUGCCAAACGCUUCCUGUCCAGCCUGGUGCCUCGGUACCCGCGCGAGCGAGAGGCAGGCAAGUUCUUGAGGCAGAAGUCCCGCUCAUGCCACGACCUGGGGGCGCUGUGAUUGGGCGAGGCUGAUGGUUCGAUUGUUGACAGAGAAUAGCUGGAGGUAGAACACCAACAAAAGAGAGGAUGGAGUGACACAGCAGUUAGAGGAUGAGAGAUGAGGAUGUGAGUAGCAGAGGAGGGGUGAGUUUGCAGGAGCCAGAGCGAUGGCAGGACACUGUUGUGAGUGAUCAUCAUGUGCAUCCAGCAGUAGACAACAGCGAGAGUGAUGUUAGUGAUGAUGUUUAUCUACAGCAGUUUUGUACACUAUCAACAAAGACGAGAAUAUUAUAAUACUGUUGUAGAGCACAUGUAAAUACACUGUGGUCGUGAUAGUUAACUGCCACCCUCAUCUCUUUAAAUAAAUUGCUUUUUUGAGUCCUGACAAACUCACUGCAUGUUACCCUUGACCUCUGUUUA
This is a messenger RNA of Paralichthys olivaceus (Japanese flounder), 1391 nucleotides long. RefSeq names its product GTP-binding protein REM 2-like. NCBI's taxonomy places the organism in Eukaryota, Metazoa, Chordata, Actinopteri, Pleuronectiformes, Paralichthyidae. Gene Ontology annotation, molecular function: GTPase activity; GTP binding; calcium channel regulator activity. Gene Ontology annotation, cellular component: plasma membrane. The record is from RefSeq and is a predicted model, not a curated record.